AUGGCAGCGGGCGACGAGGUAUCCGAGAUGGAUGCCCAGAUGGCCCGCUUACGGGCUCAAAUAGGAGGCUUGCGUAAACGACGCCAGCUUAUUGAGCUGCAAUCCCAGGUUGCGGAGGAGGAGAGGUUGCUACAAGAAGCAGAAGACAAGCUUAAUGCAGCUCGUACUCAGAGUUGCGAGGGCACCCCGGUCCCCUCAGUGACCCCUCUCCCGGAUACUAGCAGCAUGGUGGCUGCUUUUAUCGAGUCAGUUGUGAGCCCUCAAUCCGAGCAGGCGUCCCCUGUUCAGAAGGGCCAUAUCACAAAUGGUGGGGUUACUAACUCUCAGGGAGUCCAUCCGGCACGCACUGGCCUUCUGGCAUCUGGGUCCACCAAGCCAGUCUCUCAACCUGUGGUGACGUCAAAACAGGCUGGACAGCUCAAGACACCACCGGCUACAGUCCAGAGCGCCAAGCGUCCUGCUGUUUCCGCUGCGAAUGACGUUAGCCCUACCCCGGCAGUCCGCCCAUCUGCAGCAAGUCCCCGUGGAGACAACGAAGUGCCGCCAGCUAAAAUCCAGAAAAUCAAUCCCAUUCCCUCUCCCGCAAAGAUACAACCACCUCGCAAAGCGCCGACACUCACCGUCAAGCUCCCUGCUCAGCUAUCUGCUCCGAUCACAAAGCCAGCAGUACCUGUUCCAGUGGCUCCUAAUGUGGCCGCUGAGCCACCAGAACCAAAGAUGAAUGCAGUCCCGAAGUCGAUUCCCACUAUAACACUGAGGGAUGCCCAGUUUAGCAAGCCGACGGUACAGUCGCCCCCGAAGCCGAUGCUGAUUCCCACUAUCACACUCAGGGACAACAAGCUUGGACUACCGCCGCUGCAGCCGCUGCCGACUGGCGCACCAACGGGACCAGCCAUGCCGGUAAAGCAGGUACUAAGUUCGCCUGCGGUGAAACAGAACAACACGCCCAGUGUGCAGACCAAUGGACAUGUUGUCAAGCCAACCAAUAAUGUGCCUGUGUCACCUGCGUCGGAUGCUGCCUUUGUGAAAGAAGGCCCACGUGCAAACAAGCCAGUAGAUCAUGACCCAGCACUGCAAGUGAACAAGGCAUACACUUUCCCACCCCCGCCCCCUAAACUUGGCGUUUAUCAAGCCUCCAAAUGGGAUGAGUGUCAACGGUUUCUGGCGGGGCUUGACGAGUAUUUCCUUAAGUUCCCCACACACUACGCCGAGGAUGAACCUAGACUCGAGCUCGGCGCCCGCUUACUUGCACCACAGUUUCGCAAUCCUUGGAUUGCAUUCGCUCACAAACGUGGGAGGUCAUGGAAAUCCUACCUUACUUUCCUGGCGCAUGCCCUCGCUCGCAACAGCAAUGAGAGAACAGCUACCAUGUUGUUCUCAAAUGGUGCUCAGUUCGCCAACCAGCCUGUUAGACAUUUCGCCCUUUGGCUGAUCCAGUGGGAGCCCCAUCUUCCAACUUUCACCGUUCAUGAUCACAAGUUGCGUCUUUUGGACGGAAUUCUCCCAUCUGUUCGAGCAAAGGCCAGCAAGCCUCAUACGGAAUUUGAUGACUACAUAUCGUACACGGUGUAUCUUCAAGUCAUUGAAAAUUCUAUCCCCGAACGUGUGAGGAUGCUGAGUGGCUUGAGAGGCAAUCUGUUCCCUGCUGAAUUGGAGGAUUAUGGUAUUAUCCAGCAAGAGUCAAAGCCAGUUAUUAAGGAGCAGCCUACGCAACUGCCUCAGAGGCCUUUCCACCUACCGGUCCAAGACAACGAUCGCCCCCAAAACAACCUAAAGCUCGCUCUCCAUCCCGACCCAGGCUUCGUUCUCCUCCCCGAGCUCGGUCACCUUCCAGAUAUCCCAGAGAUUGCUCUCCUUCUAGACACCAAAGAGAUCGUUCUCGUUCCAGAAAUAGAGGUCGUUCGCCACCUGCCAGGUCAGUUCGACCUCGCUCGCCGUCCAGACCAGCAACAUCUAGAAGAUACAGGACUCCCUCUCCUGCAGCGCGGCCAUCAUAUGGAAACCGGUCGCCAGACACGAUACCGUUCCCGGGAACGCCCUCCAGAAGCACCAAGGGCACGUACUCCACCAAGAGCGCGUACUCCUACGGGUCCUCAUCAAUACACAGUAGCUGCAGGCAGACAGACUCCGGGACCUCAUGCACGUCGCAUGUCACCUGCGCCGCCACACCCCCAUGUCCCAACUUACAGCGCGGGUUCUUGGUGGGAAUUCAGAAACUUCACAGGCAAUAUUGAAGUCCAUUUCAAAAAGUACUCAAAUUACUAUGAUGACGAGCACAAGAUCGAAGCCGGCAAACGUUGUCUUCAUGAACCGCUACUGGCUCGGUGGAACGCGUAUGCCAAUCGACUUCCUAAAGUGUCUUGGCUAACAUUCUGCACGUUCCUCGUUCAGCUACUUCCACCCGAUGGAACUGAGCAGGAGUCUCGAAAGUUGUACUGCAAUGUUAAGCAAGGAAAUGGACAGUCGCUUCGUGACUUUGUCUUCCUUAUGCUACGAUAUGCGAAAUGCUGGAACACCAAGGAUCACAAUCGCCUUCUUCACCUAUGGGAGCGAAUUAACCCCUCUAUCAAAGACCAGUGUUCACGCACUUGGCGCGACUUCGAAGACUUCCAUGACUUCGUCACAUAUCUGCAGAGUGUCGAAUCCGGUGUUGCCGAUUCUGACGCUACUAUAACUCCAGCUAUUGUGGCUUCCUCCUCGCCUCGCUCUAAGCGUCCUCCUGCACGACCUGCUCCUCGCGCACCUUCCCGUCCACCUCCUCGUGGACUUUCUCGGCCGCCUCCCCGAGCUCCUUUUCGAGCACCCCGAGGAGGUCGAGAGGCUCCUCGAGGACCGCCUGGACCUCCUGGGUCACAUGGAUCAUCUAAAAAGAGACCGCCACCGAAGAAAGGCCGAGGUGGUGGUGCUAGACGUGGUGGCCGUCGUUGA
Molecule: messenger RNA, 2928 nt
Organism: Penicillium malachiteum
Lineage: Eukaryota; Fungi; Ascomycota; Eurotiomycetes; Eurotiales; Aspergillaceae
Exons: 3
Coding region: 1-2928 (975 amino acids)
Source: RefSeq, a predicted model, not a curated record